Molecule: messenger RNA, 7849 nt
Organism: Cydia fagiglandana
Lineage: Eukaryota; Metazoa; Arthropoda; Insecta; Lepidoptera; Tortricidae
Gene: dom
Product: helicase domino
Exons: 23
Biological process (GO): chromatin remodeling
Cellular component (GO): Swr1 complex
Molecular function (GO): histone binding; ATP hydrolysis activity; ATP-dependent chromatin remodeler activity
Source: RefSeq, a predicted model, not a curated record
UGUCAGUCAAUGCCAAACAGCCAAACCGGACAAAGAUCGGAGAUAUCAAGAAAAAAAAUAUUUUUCUUUUCGGAAAGCCAGUGCAAUUCUGUAAAUAUUAUUAUAUUAAUUUUGCGGGGAAUGCUCAAAGUACUAUUUGUGAUAUUCUUUGGUGCGAUGUAUGAACUUAGUCAUGUUAAUGAGUGAUUACUGCAGUGGAGUCAGCGGCGCGAAAUCGUUCAAUAUGGCCGCCGGAACUGGAACCGUUUCUCAGAUUUGUUUACUGCGGGUCCGGCUGUGUUAUUUUUGAUAGUAGGCAAAGAGUGCUAGUGUAUCAUAAGUGAAUUAGCUAUUUUUUUUAGAGCAGAUUCGAUUAUUUAAAUGAUCUCCUGUAAUAUAUUCGAUUUUAAGAAGUGCAUUGAAUUAAAAUAAGUGCAUUAGUGAUAAUUUUCUUUUCUAUUUAUAUGGGCCGGUCGAGUCCCUGUGUGUGUUUAGUGAAUACAAGUAUUUGUUUGUGAGUGCUUGCCGUCCCUCGCAAUGUCUCAGCAUGAGCGGUCGGAGCCGCGAUGAGCGCGCCACGGCCGCGCCUGCAGCUGUCGCCGCUGCCGUGCCGCCACUCAUGGGGGUGGAGCGCGUGGUGGGCGUGUUGCCGGCCGGCGGGGGCGGCGGCGGCGGCGCGGAGGCGCUCAACGGCGCCGCCGCGCCGCCGGAGCGCGCGCCCGACGAGCCGCCGCGCAAGCGCACCAAGCUCGAUGAAGCGCCCUCGUUGCGCAAGCGCGUGCUCGAGUACAAGCUGCUGCGGCUCAAGACGCUGCGUGACCGGUACACGGAGCAGCUCAGCGAGCUGUACUUCCUGCAGGCCGGCGGCAACAUGAUGGACUACGCGGCGUGGCGCAAGCGGCCGCCCGCGCCGCAGCUCGCGGCCUUCCUGGAGGCGCGCCGCCCGCCGCCCGUGCCGCCGCCCGAGCCGCCCGCGCCCGACCCGCCGCCGCCCACCGAGAUGGUGGAGAAGGCCCGACAGGAAGCGUACGUUGCCGCGCGCGUGGCCGAGCUGGCCCGCGCCGGGCUGUGGGCGGAGCGGCGGCUGCCACGCGUGUGCGAGCCGCCGCGGCCCAAGACGCACUGGGACUACCUGCUCGAGGAGAUGGCCUGGCUCGCGCAGGACUUCGCGCACGAGCGCAAGUGGAAGAAACAGGCCGCCAAAAAGUGUGCCCGAGCCGUACAGAAAUAUUUCCAAGACAAGGCGGCCGCGGCGCAGAAGGCGGAGAAGGCGCAGGAGCUGCAGCUCAAGAGGAUCGCCGCCUUCGCGGCCAAGGAGAUCAGGACCUUCUGGCUCAAUGUGGAAAAGUUGGUAGAGUGGAAGCGGUCGCGGCGCGUGGAGCGCGCGCGCAAGGAGGCGCUGGACGAGCAGCUGUCCAUCAUCGUGGACCGCACGGAGCAGUACUCCAGGCAGCUGGCCGCCAGCCUGCAGCCGCAGCCUGACACGCCGCCCUCCGACGACGAGUUCACACCCCGGGGACCGGACUCCGACGACGAGGAGACCAUCGCGCAGGCCGAACAGGAGGCGCAGCAUGACGCGUCGCACCACCGCGACGAGAUCGAGGCGCUGCGGCGCGAGUCGAGGCUCGCGCUGCCCGACCUGCUCCCCCCCGGCUACACCCCCGCCGCGCCCUCCCCCCCGCCCUCCCCCGGCUCCUCCGACUACAGCGGCGACGCCGACUCCGCCGACGACGAGGACACCAUCGCCGAGCAGGAGCGCCGCGAGCGCACCGACCAUAAGCAGGAGAUCGACGAGCUACAGGAGGAGGCCGAUCUCGACAUAGAGGAGCUGAGGCGGCGGUACGCGGCCGCGCCGCCGCCGCCGCCGCCCGAGCACGUGGAGAGCGAGCGCGAGGAGAGCGAGAGCGAGCACUCGGACGAGAGCGACGCCUCCUCGUCGGCGUCGUCGUCGGCGAGCGGCGGGUCCGAGAAGCUGGCCACGCUGGUGGACGACCCGGGCGCGGGCUCGGAGCGGCGCGUGGAGGCGGCCGCCUCGCUCGCCGCCACGCUGCAGCCCACCGGCACCACGCUGCAGUCCACGGCCGUGGCCACGCCCGUGCCGCGCCUGCUGAAGCACCCGCUGCGCGAGUACCAGCACGUGGGGCUGCACUGGCUGGCCACCAUGCACGCGCGCGCGCUCAACGGCAUCCUGGCGGACGAGAUGGGGCUGGGCAAGACCAUCCAGACCAUCGCGCUGCUCGCGCACCUCGCGCUGGAGCGCCAGGACUGGGGCCCGCACCUCGUCGUGGCGCCCACCUCCGUCGUGCUCAACUGGGAGAUGGAGUUCAAGAAGUGGUGUCCCGCCUUCAAGAUCCUCACCUACUAUGGGACCAUCAAGGAGCGCAAGCUGAAGCGCGUGGGGUGGACGAAGCCGAACUCGUUCCACGUGUGCAUCACCUCCUACAAGCUGGUCGUGCAGGACCACCAGUCCUUCCGCCGCAAGCGCUGGCGGUACCUGGUGCUCGACGAGGCGCAGAACAUCAAGAACUUCAAGAGCCAGCGCUGGCAGAUGCUGCUCAACUUCCAGACGGACAGACGGCUGCUGCUGACGGGCACGCCGCUGCAGAACAGCUUGCUGGAGCUGUGGUCGCUGAUGCACUUCCUCAUGCCCGACGUGUUCGCGUCGCACUCCGAGUUCCGCGAGUGGUUCGCGCCGGUGGCCGCGCUCGCGGGCGAGGGCGGCGCCGGCGCCGGCACCGCGGGCUUAGUACGGCGGCUGCACGAGGUGUUGCGGCCUUUCCUGCUGCGGCGGCUGAAGGCGGACGUGGAGCGGCAGAUGCCGCGCAAGUACGAGCACGUGCUGCUGUGCCGCCUCGCCAAGCGGCAGCGCUGCCUCUACGACGACUUCAUGGCGAGGGCCAAGACGAAAGAGAGCCUGGCAUCCGGCAACCUGCUGAGCGUGAUCAACGUUCUCAUGCAGCUGCGGAAAGUGUGCAACCACCCCGACCUGUUCGAGCCGCGCGCCGUCGCCUCGCCCUUCCACAUGGACGCGCUGCGGAUACACGUGCCCGCCGUCGUACUACUGGAGGAGGUGGGUAUUCUGUACAACACCCCGACCUGUUCGAGCCGCGCGCCGUCGCCUCGCCCUUCCACAUGGACGCGCUGCGGAUACACGUGCCCGCCGUCGUACUGCUGGAGGAGGUGGGUAUUCUGUACAACACCCCGACCUGUUCGAGCCGCGCGCCGUCGCCUCGCCCUUCCACAUGGACGCGCUGCGGAUACACGUGCCCGCCGUCGUACUACUGGAGGAGGUGGGUAUUCUGUACAACACCCCGACCUGUUCGAGCCGCGCGCCGUCGCCUCGCCCUUCCACAUGGACGCGCUGCGGAUACACGUGCCCGCCGUCGUACUACUGGAGGAGGUGGGUAUUCUGUACAACACCCCGACCUGUUCGAGCCGCGCGCCGUCGCCUCGCCCUUCCACAUGGACGCGCUGCGGAUACACGUGCCCGCCGUCGUACUGCUGGAGGAGGUGGGUAUUCUGUACAACACCCCGACCUGUUCGAGCCGCGCGCCGUCGCCUCGCCCUUCCACAUGGACGCGCUGCGGAUACACGUGCCCGCCGUCGUACUGCUGGAGGAGGUGGGUAUUCUGUACAACACCCCGACCUGUUCGAGCCGCGCGCCAUCGCCUCGCCCUUCCACAUGGACGCGCUGCGGAUACACGUGCCCGCCGUCGUACUACUGGAGGAGGUUCGGGAGCGGAUAGCGUGCGCGGCGCGUCUCGGCGGCGACCUCGCGACCCUCGAGGCGAGCGAGGCGGGCGCCUUCGCGGCGCACCGAGCACGCCACCUGGCGCCGCCGCGCCGCAUGGUGGAGGAGCUGUGCGCCGCGCCGCCGCCCGCCGCGCCGCGCCCGCCCGAGGCCAAGCUGCGGAUACACCUGCGGCUCGUGCCGCGCGCGCUGCCGCCCGCCGCGCUGGGUGCCGCCACGGCGCCCCCGCUGCGCGUGCGGACGGCGCGGCGCGGGCGGGGCGCGGCCGCGGCGCGCGCGCCGGCGCCCCCGGGGGCGGGGGCGGGCGCGGCGGCGCGGCUGGAGGCGCGGCGCCUGGCGUGCCUGCGGCGCCUGGCCGCGGCCAACGAGCGCCGCUGCUGGCGCCUGCCGCUGCUGGGCGCCGACCUGCGCCGCGCCGUGCGCGCGCCGCCGUCGCCGCCGCCCGAGCGCCUGCGCCCGCCCCGUCUGGCCGAGCUGCUCGAGCGGAUGCACGACCUCGUCGACAGGUUCAGCGUGUGCUGGCGCUCGUGCGUGGCGACGACGCCGACGCUGGAGGCGGGCGCGGGCCGCGGCGCUCGCGACUGGCGGCGCGCGGCGCGGGCGGCCGAGCGCGCCGCCGCGGCGCCGGCCAGGGCGGCGCUGGCGCUGCUGCACGCCGCCGCCAGCCGGCAGACCGUCGCGUUCCCGCACCCGCGCCUGCUGCAGUUCGACUGCGGCAAGCUGCAGGCGCUCGCCCCGCUGCUGCGCCGCCUCAAGGCCGGCGGGCACCGCGUGCUCAUCUUCACGCAGAUGACGCGCGUGCUCGACGUGCUCGAGGCGUUCCUCAGCCUGCACGGGCACGCGUACGCGCGGCUCGACGGCGCCACCAAGGUGGAGCGGCGCCAGGCGCUGGUGGAGCGGUUCAACGCGGACGCGCGCCUGUUCGCCUUCAUCCUGUCCACGCGCUCCGGCGGCGUCGGCCUCAACCUCACCGGCGCCGACUGCGUCAUCUUCUACGACUCCGACUGGAACCCCACCAUGGACGCGCAGGCCCAGGACCGCUGUCACCGCAUCGGGCAGACGCGCGACGUGCACGUGUUCCGGCUGGUGACGCAGGCCACGGUGGAGGAGAACAUCCUGCGCAAGGCCACCGAGAAGCGGCGCCUCGGCGAGCUGGCCAUCGACGACGGCCACUUCACCACCUCCUACCUGCGCGAGGCGAGCAUCAAGGAGCUGUUCGGGUCGGGCGCGGACGUGGCGGCGGGCGGCGACGUGGAGAGCGCGCUGGCGGCCGCCGAGGACGAGCAGGACGCCGCGGCCGCGCGCGCCGCCCGCGCCGAGCAGCAGGGCGAGCUGGCCGAGUUCGACGAGGCCGUGCCGCUGCGCGACGACGACCACCCCGACCACAAGGACGAGCUCGCCACGCUCAUGAGCCAGGUACACACCCCCCGCCCCGCCCCGCCCCGCGCCGAGCAGCAGGGCGAGCUGGCCGAGUUCGACGAGGCCGUGCCGCUGCGCGACGACGACCACCCCGACCACAAGGACGAGCUCGCCACGCUCAUGAGCCAGGUACACACCCCCCGCCCCGCCCCGCCCCGCGCCGAGCAGCAGGGCGAGCUGGCCGAGUUCGACGAGGCCGUGCCGCUGCGCGACGACGACCACCCCGACCACAAGGACGAGCUCGCCACGCUCAUGAGCCAGGUACACACCCCCCGCCCCGCCCCGCCCCGCGCCGAGCAGCAGGGCGAGCUGGCCGAGUUCGACGAGGCCGUGCCGCUGCGCGACGACGACCACCCCGACCACAAGGACGAGCUCGCCACGCUCAUGAGCCAGGUACACACCCCCCGCCCCGCCCCGCCCCGCCCCGCGCCGAGCAGCAGGGCGAGCUGGCCGAGUACACACCCCCCGCCCCGCCCCGCCCCGCCCCGCGCCGAGCAGCAGGGCGAGCUGGCCGAGUUCGACGAGGCCGUGCCGCUGCGCGACGACGACCACCCCGACCACAAGGACGAGCUCGCCACGCUCAUGAGCCAGGUACACACCCCCCGCCCCGCCCCGCCCCGCCCCGCGCCGAGCAGCAGGGCGAGCUGGCCGAGUACACACCCCCCGCCCCGCCCCGCCCCGCGCCGCGCCGAGCAGCAGGGCGAGCUGGCCGAGUUCGACGAGGCCGUGCCGCUGCGCGACGACGACCACCCCGACCACAAGGACGAGCUCGCCACGCUCAUGAGCCAGGUACACACCCCCCGCCCCGCCCCGCCCCGCCCCGCGCCGAGCAGCAGGGCGAGCUGGCCGAGUACACACCCCCCGCCCCGCCCCGCCCCGCCCCGCGCCGAGCAGCAGGGCGAGCUGGCCGAGUUCGACGAGGCCGUGCCGCUGCGCGACGACGACCACCCCGACCACAAGGACGAGCUCGCCACGCUCAUGAGCCAGCAGGGCGAGCUGGCCGAGUUCGACGAGGCCGUGCCGCUGCGCGACGACGACCACCCCGACCACAAGGACGAGCUCGCCACGCUCAUGAGCCAGGUACACACCCCCCGCGCCGAGCAGCAGGGCGAGCUGGCCGAGUUCGACGAGGCCGUGCCGCUCCGCGACGACGACCACCCCGACCACAAGGACGAGCUCGCCACGCUCAUGAGCCAGGUACACACCCCCCGCGCCGAGCAGCAGGGCGAGCUGGCCGAGUUCGACGAGGCCGUGCCGCUCCGCGACGACGACCACCCCGACCACAAGGACGAGCUCGCCACGCUCAUGAGCCAGCUGACGCCGAUCGAGAAAUACGCCAUGCGGUGCGUCGAGAGCAGCGAAGCCGGAUGCGAGGCGGAGCGGGAGGCGCUGAGCGCCGUCCGACGCUCGCUCGGCGACUGGGAGCGCCGCCGCCGCCGCGACGCCGAGCCCGAGCCCGAGCCCGAGCCCGAGCCCGCCGACGCCGAGCCCGAGCUCACCUACUCGCGCCGCGACGCCGACACCAAGGUGCGCCCCCGCCGCCGCGCCGCGCCGCCGCCCUCGCCGCCGCCCUCCCCCCGGCCCGCCCGAGCCGCGGGCGACGACACGAAGGACACUAAGGACACGCUAGACGCGAAAGAGAAGACGGACGCGAAAGAGAGUGCGGCCGCGAAGGCGGGCACUCGCGCCACGCGGUCGCGGGGAGGAGUGCAGAUCGACCUGUGGCGGCUGGACGCGCGCCGCGGCCGCCGGUCCGACCGCGCGGAGCGGCCCGCGCUCCGCAACGGCACGCUGGACGCGUGGCUGGUGUGGCUGAGCGGCGGGCCGGCGCGAGGCGGCGCGCGUGCCGAGCGGAUGCCGAUCUGGUGUCCGCCCUCCCCGCCCGCCAGCGACGGCGACGGCGAGCUGUACCGGCCCCCUUGGGCGCGCGCGCUCUACCGCGCCGGGCCCGCGCCCGAGCACGCGCUGCCCGCGCUGCCCCGCGCGCGCGCCGGGGGAGGGGCGGCCCGCGCCGGCCCGCCCGCGCCGCCCCUCCCCCACGCCCACCCGCGCCCGCCGCGCCCGCCGCGCGCGCCGCCCUCGCUGUUCGAGCGAGGCGCCCGGGUGCGCGUGCGGCCCCGCGCGCCCGCCGACAAGCACAAGGACGCGCCCGCGCCCGACUGGGCGCCCGCCGAGGACGCCGCCCUGCGCCGCGCGCUGCGCCUGCAGCGCCUGCCGCCCGACGCGCCGCCCGCGCGCGCGCCCAACUGGGAGUGGGCCGCCGAGCUCGUCGCCGACGUCGCCCGCGCCUACCGCGCGCCGCGCGCCUGCCGCGACCGCCACGAGCGCCUCGCCGCGCCCGACGACCGCGACCGCGACCGCCCGGACCGCGAGCGCGACCGCCAGGACCGCCACCAGCGCCGCAAGCAGCGCAAGCCGGGCGCGCGCCGCCGCGUCGACGACGACGCGCCGCGCCCGCCGCUCGCGCGCCUCGACGCCAUGCGCGAGGCGGCCGAGCGCCGCCGCGCCGCGCCCAAGCGCCGCCUCGACGACGCGCAGCACCACAACCCCAAGCACGCGCAGCUGCUCGCCGACCACGGCCUCGACUACGACCGCCCGCCGACGCCCAUGGAGGUGGCGUCGCGCCGCGCCGACCGCAUCGCCAAGGAGAAGUCGAAGGCGGCCGGCGCGGGCCCUUGCGGCGCGCCGGCGCCGGCCGCG